Cercopithifilaria johnstoni is the source of this 4773-nucleotide messenger RNA. NCBI's taxonomy places the organism in Eukaryota, Metazoa, Nematoda, Chromadorea, Rhabditida, Onchocercidae. The record is from the annotation of a GenBank genome assembly.
AUGUCGCAGACGUUUGGUCAGCGAUCAGAUUUUGACUUUGAUGAUGGUUUUGAACAAGAGGAACGUGAAAGUGAUGAUUCAUUUGAGGAAAAUAUUCGCAAACAGUUGCUGGAAUUUAGAAGCGGUACCGAUAGAGAAAUCAUUCUCGAGCCGUUAUCAAUUGAGAAAAGAAAGAUUGUGCAUUGUAUAGCCAUGAAUUGCAGUUUGAAGUCGCACAGUAUCGGAAGCGGAUGUAAUCGUCGCGUUGUAGUGACACGUUUCCCACAUGUCGAUCUGUGUACCUACACUAAUGCUAGGGAUUCAGAACCGAUUGUUUUGAGUGUAUUUCAGAAACGAGCAUUAUCGCGUUUCCUGACUAUAUUUCCGUUAGGUUAUGGCGAUAUCGACUUGUAUCUUCGAUCCGGCAAUGCAAGCCGACAAAUUAAUGGUCGCUGUCAUGCAAGUUUUAACAAACCAAUGUUGGUUCCACCCAGUCCGUCAGUACGGCAUGCAAUGGAGAACUUCCGCAGAAGUUUGCCGACUUAUGCAAUGAGGGAAGAAAUCUUGAAAACUAUUCGUAAUCAUAAAGUAACAAUGAUCGUUGGUGGAACUGGAUGUGGUAAGACAACACAGGUUCCUCAGUUUAUACUAGAAGAUGCUGCAGAACGACAACAGGGAGUUCGAAUAUUCUGUACGCAGCCGCGAAGAUUGCCAGUUCUUGCAGUAUCUGCACGUGUCGCAAAAGAGAGGAACGAGAAAUUGGGAUCAACAGUGGGUUAUCACAUUCGAUUGGAGCAGAAAACAUCGGAACAAACUGUACUAACAUAUUGUACCAGUGGGGUUUUGUUACGACUGCUAACAAAUGACACUAACGCCUCCAAUAUUUCACACAUUAUUUUGGAUGAAAUUCAUGAACGAGAACAAAAAACGGAUUAUCUACUGAUAGUCCUUCGACAAGCACUUAAAAAUCGAGAUGAUUUGAGAAUUAUUUUAAUGUCCGCAACGAUGGAAGAAGGUCGCGAGUUAUUUAGACGUUAUUUUGGUCCUGGAAAUGUUUUUUGUUUGGACAUACCGUCCACAUUACAUAAGGUGGAAAUGUUUUAUUUGCCAGAAAUAUUGGCAUUGACAGAUUAUAAACAUGCAUCAUCGUUUACCGGCGGUACUUUCUUUGGCAAAACUGCAAGGAGCUUGAAUGAUGAUCAGGCUUACAAUAGUUUUCCUCAAGUGGACGAAUUUCGUUCUGAAAAUUAUGAUGACUCAAAAAUGCAGCAAGGACGUAAUAGCAAAAAAAAGAAUGGCGAUGAAACGAAUAGCAAUUGUGAAAUUGUGCAUUCGCGACGAAUUGCACCAUCUGCUGUUGCAAGUGAUCAUUUAUCUCCAGUAAUGAUCAGUCAGGUCAAUAGUCGGCAGUUAUGUCCACAGAUUUCUUCGAAUUCACACCAGGAAAAAGGAUGUUAUGCAAGUUUCAAUGGACACAUUAGUUUAACUGAAAUGUAUAGCAAAAUGAAUAUAAGAAACAACGAACAAAAUGGCUGUUAUCAAGAGCCAACGUUCUACGAUGGAUAUCAGAUGUAUCCAUCACACAGCGGAUUGGCUAGUUUCAACUACUCUCAGCCACCACCAAAUUAUGUAUAUACUCAGCAGAUCCCAGUAACUCCAUAUGGUAUGAUGGCAUCAUAUGUUGGUGGGCCACAGAUGAUGUAUACAACAUAUCAUGUAGUGCCGGCGCAAAGCGAUUGCCAAAAUUACUAUGUUAUGCCUCCAAACGUACAGGAUUACACUCAGCCUCCAAAAUUCUAUAUAUCCACGAAUAAUGCAGACGGAUUUGGGGCGCAGUGGAAUUCAAAUGGAUCAGAUUUUUCUGAUCAGGGAUCGUUAAUGUCAUUUUCGUUGCCAAAUAUCCAUUCAGAACGUCGAGAUGUGCCGCAUUGCGAUCAAGAAUACUAUGUAUCUCGUUUGCGCGACCGUCCUCCACAUUUCGAUCCGUCAUGUGUGGAAAUCCUACGACGUACCAAUUUGGAUACGAUUUACCUGGUUGAUUCAUAUAUGAUAUCCGGUGGUGAACAAUGGUUGGAAAGUGUUGAUACGGAUUUAACAGUAGCUGUUAUCAAUUACUGCAUGGAUAGCCCAAUUCAUGGUUCAAUUCUAGUAUUUUUACCUGGUUAUGAAGACAUAUUAGCUGUACGAGAUAAAGCUAUUAAGAUGCAAGGCUGUUCCACAAAACCAGCAAUUUUCACCCUUCACUCUCAAAUGGGCAGUCAAGAUCAGCAACGUGUGUUUGAACCAGUGGGUCGUGGUUAUCGUAAAGUUAUUUUGAGUACGAAUAUUGCUGAAGCAAGUUUGACAAUUGAUGAUGUUGUUUUUGUGAUUGAUUGUGGUAAAGUCAAAGAGAAAAUCUACGACCACUCAACACGUAUAAGUCAACUUAAAAUGACGUGGAUAGCAAAGUCAAAUGCUGAACAACGGGCCGGCAGAGCUGGAAGAUGUCGAAAUGGUUAUUGCUUUCGACUGUACACAACGGAAGAUUAUGCAAGAAUGAAUCCAACUCAGUUACCUGAAAUGAAGAGAAGCGCUAUUCAUGAAGUGUGUUUACAUGCGAAGAUGUUUGCCCCAAGAAAAUAUUCAGUUCGUCAAUUUUUGCUUAAUGCGCCGGAACCACCGGCUGCAAUGGCUAUUGAUCGAAGUUUUGAAUUUCUUGAGCAAAUUGGUGCAGUUUUCAAAAGUCGGCUAGAGCCAUCGCAAAUGUUGCACUUAGCGGAUAAUUCGUACUUAUCAAAUACUCGGAAUGGUGAACCGGAUUUAACCGAUCUUGGGCGUCACAUUGUACAACUUCCACUGUGCCCGCAGUUGGCACGGUUUCUUCUUUUUGGAAUUUGCUUGAAAUGCUUAAGUCCCGUUUUAACACUUGUUGCUACUCUGUCUCAUCGUGAUCCCUUUGUGUUACCACCGAGUGGUGAACGAGAAGAACGAAAUUCCGCAAUGAUGACACGUGAUAUUUUCGCCGGCUUUGAUUACUCCGAUCAUAUGACAUUUUUGAGAAUAUAUAACGCGUUUGUAAAAUUAUCAUUUAAUGGACAAUCGAAUUUUUGCAUGGCUAAUUAUUUGUCUCUCAGUGCAAUGCGGAUGAUUGUUGGCAUUCGACAACAGCUGUUCAUGGAAUUGCAAAGGCUUCGGCUGUUACCCGCAAGUUGUCGAUCAAUAGAUGACCCCGAUUUAAAUCGAUAUGCUAAUUCAUGGCCAAUGAUUCAAGCAGCUAUCGUAGCAGGCAGUUAUCCUAACAUUGGUUUUACGCGUUCCGGUGGUCAGAUUCGAAAAAUACGUACAAGUAACGAAGUUGCAUCGUUACCAUAUGGAUGUGCAGUUAAACGACAAGCUUCAUCUACUGGAAUGAACGGAAUGGGAGUUGGGAGAUUAGGAAAAUCGGAACCGGUUAUUGAAUAUCUUGCUUUCCAGGAGUUAUCAAAAACUGGUGACAACUUGAGUUUGCGAACGGUUACGGCAGUUCCACCGCUGACUGUAUUGUUGUUUGCCGGUCCAAUUCAUCUCAAACGUGAAGUUUUGAAUGACUAUUCUAUAGGUGAUGAAUUUGCUUUAAAUGAUGAUGCAGACACGGAUUCGAAUACCGAUGAAUGCGUCUUUGCUCUUGAGCCGUGGUUGGUUUUCCGAUGGAAAUUUGAGGAUAUGCAGCUAAUGUUAAAGCUGCGUGUCAAGUUGAUGACUUACUUUAUAUUCGUAAUGAAACAACCUGAUCUCCCGGAAACUGAGGAAACAAAGGAACUGCUUGCAACCAUAAAUCAAAUACUGUUAGAAGAUCAUUUUCGUGCGGGAUUUGCAAAUUGUACCGAUUUGCCAAAGUUUCGAGAACAUUCCCCGAAUUCUACAAAUACCGAGGCAACAAAUGAACGAUCAUUUCGUCAUCGGCAACUCCCGGGCCAUACAGAAGAGCAAUGUCAACGAGAAACUGCUGUUGAUAGUUCUUAUCUUAUGACACGAAAUCACCGGCCAAAACAAUCGAAUGGAAUUUCAAACUUGGAUAGUCGAGCCGACUUCUGUGGCGGACCCGGUAUACAGUCUCUCGAAAUAGAUGAAAGCAUCGAUAACAACGAUCAUUUGUCCUAUCGUCCUGAAGAAGAAAACACCGCAACAAACACUCAUUUAAAUGAACCUAGUGAUGAUACCUUUAUUGCAGUAUCACUUCCAUUUGAAGAAGAACAAGUCCCCGAAGAUCCAUGUAUGAGUACAUUGGAAGAAGCUGGAAUAACAAAGGCCAGGCAAGUAUUAGCAGUGAAUGUGGAAAAAGAACAGAAUAAUUCAGUUGGCGAUGAUUUAUCACAGGAAAGAAGUACAGAGGAAUCAAAUGAACAGCAAGAAACGCCUAAUGAUACAGUUACAGUUGUUCAGAGAUCAGGACAUUUCGUUUCCGAUCAUUUUCGACCAGAUGACCAGCGUAUUCGACGAAUGUUUCGACAAUUUGUGAAUAGAUCAAGGCCACAAUCAACGCGAUCAACUGAUAUUGUCAAAGCAGAAGAUCAGCAGGAAUACCGCAAUAGUGAAGAAAUUAGAGAACGGCGACGAGAAAAUCGUCGAAGAGAUUGGCACUGGAGAAAAAACCCACCAGCAUGCUGUGUUGCACCAUCAGAUGCUUGUCGAAUGCCACUCGCAUAUUUUAGAGGAGGCAGAAAAUCUGAUCGUUAUCGCGGUAGUGGAUUCCGUGGUCGUAGCAAAGUAUCACGGAACCAGCCUAACCAGAACGACCUAACCAGCCGUGAGCUGACAUCUGAUCUUACUAGCUGA